AUGAUGUUCGACAUAUGGACGCAAAAAAAAACUCUUGACAAUUUGCAAUUACUUAUUGGUGGCCAAAUAUGCGCAAGGACUGUAAAGCAUAUGUUCGAAGCUGUCAUAAAUGCCAAAUUGUCAACCGACGUACUGUUAAUGCCUAUAGUCUUUUGCAGCAAUUUCCCGAUUCCAUCCACACCUUGGGAAAUUUUAUCUGCUGACCACAUAAUCUGUUUGCCAGAAACAAGAAAUGGAAAUACAAAUAUGCUUGUCCAAAUUGACCAUUCCACACGCUGUGUAAUUGCAACACCUUCUGCAUCUCUCGCCGCUCAUACAGUGACUGAUGCUCUGUAUCAUAAUAUAAUACUUAUAUAUGGACCGCCAAAUAUGUAUUUAUCAGAUGGAGGAACAGCAUUUACCGCACGUCACACUCAGCGGUUUCUUCAAAAAUAUGGAAUCACACAAUCAACGACACUACCUUAUUCACCACAAGCUAAUAGUAUCGUUGAACGAGCCAACGGCAUCAUUGUGUCCUCUUUGAAAAAAAAUGAUUGA
Argiope bruennichi is the source of this 537-nucleotide messenger RNA. RefSeq lists its product as uncharacterized. The record is from RefSeq and is a predicted model, not a curated record. The transcript has a single exon. Gene Ontology annotation, molecular function: nucleic acid binding. Bases 1 to 537 code for a protein of 178 amino acids. NCBI's taxonomy places the organism in Eukaryota, Metazoa, Arthropoda, Arachnida, Araneae, Araneidae. Gene Ontology annotation, biological process: DNA integration.